CUGAGGUAAAAUCAAUGGGAACAUGUGGCUAAAGAAUACAAAGAGAUGUGGCAGUUUCCAAAUUUACUUGGUGCUGUUGACGGCAAACAUAUUCGGAUUAAAGCACCCAUCAAUUCUGGAUCUUUAUAUUUUAAUUAUAAGAAAUAUUUUAGCAUAGUCCUUCUCGCUGCUUGUGAUGCCAAAUAUCGUUUCACAUGGGUAGAUAUUGGACAAUAUGGUUCAGUCAGUGAUGGAGGUGUAUGGAAUAAUACAGAUUUUGCCGAAGCUUUAGAAAAAGAAUUGGUCGAUAUACCUCCUCCAAAAAAUUUGCCAAAUACAAAUAUUAUAACGCAUUAUGCUUUUGUUGGUGAUGAAGCGUUCCCUCUAAAAUUAUACAUGUUACGUCCAUAUUCAAAAGACAAUUUGACAGAUGCACAACGUAUUUUUAACUAUCGUCUGAGUCGUGCAAGGCGAGUGAUUGAAAACGCGUUUGGAAUUUUAACAGCAAGAUGGCAGAUUCUUCUGAAUACAAUAUGUCUUAAUCCUGAAAAUGCUACUGCUGUUGUCAAAGCUUUAGUAUGUUUACACAAUUUUAUAAUGAUCACAGACGAAGAAAUGAAUAAUGCGCCUGAUACGCGAUUGUACUGUCCUCCUAAUUUUGUGGAUAAUAUGGAUAAUGAAAAUGGAGAGUGGCGUAACAUAAGAAGAGAUAAUGUUGUUCUUGCCGAUCUAACACGUUUGGGAAGCAAUAAUGCAUCACGAAGAGCAACAGAACAACGCAAUAUUUUAAAAGACUAUUUCCUCUCACCUAUUGGAGAAGCACAGGCACCAUGGCAGUAUAAUCGUGCCUUUCGAGGAAUAAAUAUUAAUUUGCCAGAAUAAUAUGUACUUUAUGAAGGAAUAAACUUUUAUUGU
Vollenhovia emeryi is the source of this 894-nucleotide messenger RNA. Its product is annotated as putative nuclease HARBI1. The coding region runs from base 46 to 861 and encodes 271 amino acids. NCBI's taxonomy places the organism in Eukaryota, Metazoa, Arthropoda, Insecta, Hymenoptera, Formicidae. The transcript has 2 exons. The record is from RefSeq and is a predicted model, not a curated record.